AUGCGAGCUCCGCGGCGCCGGGCCACCCGAGCGCCCCUUGGCCGCGAGGCUGGGCGCCGCCUGGCCACCAGUCGGCCAUACGGCCCGGCCAAGGCGGCCCCCGAGAUGCAUGCCGGGCUGGGCCACCAGCGGCCGGGCGAGCCGGGCCGCCCGAGCCCCGUGCGAGCCGCCUGGCUCCACGCCCCCCGGGCCGGCCAGCACCCGGCGCGCCGUCCCGGCCGGGACGCGAAGACUGCCGCCGCGCAUGCUGCCGACCUGGGUGCAGCCCCCUUCACAUUCACGCCCCCGCCACCCUAUGCGCACCCGCGGGCCCCGCUUGCGCCGAUCGCAAAAAACCCCGGCGCGGAUGGCUGCGGCUGGGGCCAAGUGCGCUGGCGCGGCUGGCGCCACUGGCGCCCGGCCGGCUCCCUGCCUGCCGGGCAUGCCCCUGCUGCCCUCCCUGCCUCGGAGGGCAUGGUCGUGCUGCUGCGGCCUCUGCCUCGGGGGCUGUCCGGUCAGGUGGCUCGCCCGGGCCCGGGCGGGGCGCUCGAGCUGACGCAACCCGCGCGCCAUCACAAUGCGCCUCGGCCACGGCCGGUCCCCGGGCCGGGGCUGUGGUCCGCGGCUGGGCCGACGGCCGACUCCGUCUCGACGUGCCAGCCCACCGCCCCGCCCGGGGGUGUGGAGUGGGCCCGGCCGGGUGGCAACGCUGCGGCUGCCGCGGGGGCGCCUCCCCCCGGUGGCCGCCGGACACACGGCCUGGUGCCUGGUCUCGGGGCCGGGGCCCGGGGCCCGCGCCGGUGUGCCUGCCGCGGCCCGGCCGCCCGGCACCAAAGCGCGCACCGGCGCCCGGCAUGGUCGGCGCCGGUGGCUCCGCGCGCACCCGCCGGCGGCCCCGGCGUGGUGCCCAGCAAGCAGCCGACGGCCGACGCCCUGCGCCCCCUGGGGUAG
Fonticula alba is the source of this 930-nucleotide messenger RNA. RefSeq lists its product as hypothetical. Lineage: Eukaryota; Rotosphaerida; Fonticulaceae. The record is from RefSeq and is a predicted model, not a curated record. The transcript is spliced from 5 exons. Bases 1 to 930 code for a protein of 309 amino acids.